AUGAGUGGUGGAAUUCUUGAGGUGGUGCAGACCAAUGGAGUUCGGAUGGGUGCAAAGCAGAUUCUGGGCUUUCUGCCCUGGAGCGCCAGCGUGAGCUUGGACAAGGCGUGCCAGCGGCAGACGGAGUUCGCGGCGCCCAUCCAGUACUCCAUUCCGACCCGCAAGUGGAAUCACUAUCGGCCGCUGCGACAGCGACCAUCAGCACUCUCGGACUUUGCGCCCCUCAUCCCUGGAGAUGCCCGGACCUACAACUACACAGAGGAGGCGGAGUACCUCAAGAUGUACGCCAGCUCCCUGUACUGCAUCACCAGGAAGAAGGGUGGGUGGGAUUGCCUCCGGCACUACGAGAUUCUGCUGGCAGGUUGCGUGCCCUACUUUCUUGACAUCGAACUUCUGCCAAGCCUCACCAUGGUCCACUUCCCGCGUCAGAUCAUCCAGGUGUUGAUGAAGCUGCCGGGCGUACCCUCGCAGGAGGCAGUGAAGAAGGAGCUGCUUCUUGGGCGCCGGCCACGUCUGGGUGAGAACUUCCCCAGGGAUCGGUACAUGGAGCUGCGGGGCCGCAUGCUGAAGUACGUGGAACACUUCACGCUCAGCUCCCACAGGGCCAGCGAGCUCAUCCCCGACGGCGGUUUCGGCGCAGUGCUGGUCCACUCGAAGUCCACCGAAUCGAAGCCGGUGGACUAUCUGCGGGAGCUGCUGGUGGUAGGGCUCCUGGAGCUCCGCGUCCGCGUCCAGGUGAACUUCAACAUCAGCCACAUCUUCGCGGACUUCGACGUCACUCGCCAGGCCUUGGUCUGGAAGGAGUCCUACGGCCGGGGCUUUCUCUACGAGCGCGCGCUGCCUGCGGAGGCCAAGCGCUUGGUCUCCUUCUACCAAAACGAGCCAAAGGAGCCUGUGAUCUACAUCAAGACAACCUACAACAACCAGCAGUAUCCUGUGGAGAAUCUGCUUCGCCGCAGUCCGGACCUCCACGUGGACGGCAACGACCUCUGGGCGCCCCACCCAGAGCCCGGCGCAAGCCGCGGCCGGUGGCUGCGCCGAGAGCUCACGGACUGCCGGCAGCUGACACGACCCGCGCAGCUGCUGUUGGCCACCCUGGACUCAGGUGAUCUCUGGAACUGCCAGCGUGCGCCCACCAGCCAUUUGUGCCCCGACCUGCACGGGGCGGCACUGCUGUGGCUUGACGCGCUGCGGCUGCUGCCGGAGCUUGGAGUACAUCAAAGGGGAUGGAGGAACGAGGAGAAACACCAACAGCUCCUGGGGGAUGUCGAGGACUACCUGCGGACACCUGCCUGGGUCCCCGACUUCGUGGAGAAGUUCCUGGCCAUCGCCGAGAACUGCCGGCAGUUCCUGGAUGCGUAUCGCAGCCGCCUUGUCACGGAGCGGCGGCCAUUUGCGGUGCCGGUCCAGGAUCUCGGGGUGGAGUGCAGCGGGCUCCAGGACCUGCGUUCGGAGCCCCGCUGUUUGCAGCGCGAGCUCCUCAGUUUAGAAGCGGACGCGGCCAAGGCGGCGGCAGAGAUCCGCACGGAUGCGGCAGACUUCGGGGCCUGGCGCAGACUGCUGCCGUGGCUGUCGGCAAUGGGACUGCGCGACCUGGAGCUGAUGGCCUUUCUGCGGGAGGCAGAGCUUUGGCACAUGCCAGCGGCCCGGCCGCAGCUUCUCCGCAGCGCCCAGCUCCUCCGCUGGGCCCGCGGCGAAUUGCUGCGGCGCCUUGCGCCGUGA
Effrenium voratum is the source of this 1722-nucleotide messenger RNA. NCBI's taxonomy places the organism in Eukaryota, Dinophyceae, Suessiales, Symbiodiniaceae. The record is from the annotation of a GenBank genome assembly.